Molecule: messenger RNA, 5834 nt
Organism: Coregonus clupeaformis (lake whitefish)
Lineage: Eukaryota; Metazoa; Chordata; Actinopteri; Salmoniformes; Salmonidae
Product: E3 ubiquitin-protein ligase MIB2
Exons: 19
Coding region: 86-3178 (1030 amino acids)
Biological process (GO): protein ubiquitination
Cellular component (GO): cytoplasm
Molecular function (GO): zinc ion binding; protein binding; ubiquitin-protein transferase activity
Source: RefSeq, a predicted model, not a curated record
GUCCAUAGUGCUAAGACAGUCACAUUGACAAGGCAGUGACACAGCACAAAGCUUCUCAUGGUGUCCUGGAAUACAGCUCUUCAAGAUGUUCAGGAGUGGGCUGAAGAUCAUGGGGAUCACCCCUGAUCUGGUCCCGGAGCCCCUGGUGCUACCCGUGGUGCCCUCCCUGCCCUCUGUGCGGGUCCGGCCUGCCCUGCACAGGCCACGGAGGCGCAACAACAGCAGCAGCGGAAGCGACCCCACCAGGCCGCGGCCCUCGGGCCCGGCUGGCCCCAGAGGCAGCAUGGAGGUGGGCAUGCGCGUGGUGCGUGGCCUGGACUGGAAGUGGGGGAACCAGGACGACAGCGAGGGCCACGUGGGCACAGUGGUGGAGAUCGGGCGGCAGGGCAGCACCACCACCCCCGACAAGACAGUGGUGGUGCAGUGGGACAGCGGCACGCGCACCAACUACCGCACAGGCUACCAAGGCUCCUAUGACCUGCUGCUCUACGACAAUGCCCAGAUCGGUGUGCGCCACUCCAACAUCAUCUGUGACAGCUGCAAAAAGCAUGGCAUCAUGGGGAUGCGCUGGAAGUGCAAGGUGUGCUUUGACUAUGACCUGUGCACGCAGUGCUACAUGAACAACAAGCACGACCUGGGCCACGCAUUUGAGCGCUAUGAGACAGCCCACUCCCAACCAGUGUGCUUGGCCCCGAGGCAGAAUCUCCCACGGAUCAUCCUCAAAGGAAUAUUCCAGGGGGUGAAAGUGGUACGCGGACCUGACUGGGACUGGGGAAACCAAGACGGAGGAGAGGGUAAGGUUGGAAAGGUGGUGGACAUCCGUGGCUGGGACACAGAGUCCGGUCGUAGUGUGGCCAGUGUCACCUGGUCCAAUGGCACCACCAAUGUCUACCGAUUGGGUCACAAGGGCAAGGUAGACCUCAAAUAUGUGUCGGACGUCCAGGGAGGCUUCUACUACAAAGACCACCUACCAAAGCUCGGUGAGCAUGCAGAACUGCAGAGGCAGGAGAGUGCAGAAGGCCACACCUUCAACCAGGGGGACAAGGUGAAGUGUCUCCUGGAGGUGGACAUCCUCAGACAGAUGCAAGAGGGCCACGGAGGGUGGAACCCCAAAAUGGCAGAGUACAUCUGUAAAAUUGGGAUGGUACACAGAAUCACUGACCGGGGAGAUGUCCGAGUCCAGUACAGCAACAACAUCCGCUGGACUUUCCACCCAGGUGCCCUGACCAAGGUGAACACGUUUGGUGUGGGCGAGCUGGUUCGAGUACUGGAAGACAUAGACAGCGUAAAGAGGCUUCAGGCUGGCCACGGAGAAUGGACAGACAGCAUGGCACCAGCCCUGGGGCAGAUGGGCAAGGUGCUGAAGGUGUACGCCGACGGGGACCUGCGCGUGGCCUUUGGCGGCCAGACGUGGACCUUUAACCCGGCAUGCCUCUCGGCCCAAACCGUGGAGGUGGACGCCAACCUCAUGACCGCCGAAAACCCCAAUGAAUCCGGAAACACAGUCAUUUCAGUCCUGGAAAAGCUGCUGUCUCAGUCUACAGAGCAGGACAACCCCAGCCGGCUGGUAAUCGAGGCGGCGCAUGGCAGUGCCAACAAAGUCAGAGAGCUAGUGCAGAAAUACCCUGACAAGGUGGAUAUAAAGAACCAGGGCAAGACGGCGCUGCAGGUGGCAGCCCACCAGGGCCACAUGGAGGUGGUCCUGGCUCUGCUGCAGGCCAACAGCUCCAUGGAGGUGAAGGAUGAGGACGGAGACACCGCCCUGCACUACACAGCCUUUGGGAACCAGGCGGAGAUUGCGCGUCUGCUGCUGAGCAAAGGGGCCAACGUGAACCUACUGAACAACUCCAUGUGCACGGCGCUGCACAUAGCCGUCAACAAGGGCUUCACCGACGUGGUGCGCGUGCUGUCGGAACACUUGGCCGACGUCAACCUACAGGACUCGUACGGAGACACGCCACUGCACGACGCCAUCGCCAAAGACUUCCGGAACAUCAUUGAGAUCCUGGUGGUGGUGCCCAACAUCGACUUCACCCAGCAGAACAACCGCGGCUUCAACCUGCUGCACCACGCAGCCCUCAAAGGCAAUAAACUGGCCACGGAGAAGAUCUUGGCUCGGGCGCGUCAGCUGGUGGACGUCAAGAAGGAGGACGGCUUCUCAGCUCUGCACCUGGCCGCCCUCAACAACCACCGAGACGUGGCCGAGAUCCUUGUGAAAGAGGGCCGCUGCGACAUUAACAUCCGCAACAACCGCAACCAGACGCCGUUGCAGUUGGCGGUGACGCAGGGCCAUGGGGACCUGGUGCAGCUGCUAGUGGCAGAGGGUGCCGACGUCAACAUGGAGGACGAGGACGGGGACACGGCCAUGCACGUGGCCCUCAGCCGCCCGCAGCUGGCCAACGCUACGCUCACCCCCGCCACCUCCAGCACCACGACCACCACGCAGGAAAGAGGAGAGGGAGGCCCAGGCUCAUCAUCGUCCUCGCUCUACUGCCGGCUGAGCAGCUCGGGGCUGAUGGGUAACACGGAGCUGAGCUUGGGUGCGGCCAUCGCCUGUUUCCUGGCACAGGAGGGCGCCGACAUCAACUACGCCAACCACAAGGGCAAGAGCCCGCUGGACCUGGUGGCUGAUACAGCCGUGCUGCAGCUCAUCAAGAGCUUCUCCGAGAAGUACCGGUUGCAGCGGCUGCAGGCCAUCACGUGCGGCACGUCACUGAGCAGCACCAGCCUGCGGCGGGUCCACACAACACCCAACACCAUGACCAACCUGGCCAUGCCCGCCCUGCCAGGGCCCAGCGAGUGCCUCAUCUGCUCCGAGCUGGCCCUGCUCGUCCUCUUCUGCCCCUGCCAGCACAGCGUUGCCUGCGAAGAGUGUGCUCAUCGAAUGAAGAAAUGCAUCAAAUGCCAGGUUACGAUCACCAAGAAAAUAAGACAAGACCAGACAGAGGUGGACUGCAGCCCGGGCUCGGAGAACUCGGAGCAGCACAACCUGCUGGAGCAGCUGCAGUCACGCUACCGCCAGAUGGAGGAGCGCAUCACCUGCCCCAUUUGCAUCGACAACCACAUCAAGCUGGUCUUCCAGUGCGGCCACGCCUCCUGCAUCGACUGCAGCGCCGCCCUCAAGACCUGCCCCAUCUGCAGGCAGACCAUCCGCGAGCGCAUCCAGCUCUUCGUCUGACCCAGGCCCUCCUUUCUUCCUCUCUUCCCCUCCCCCCCGAGGAGUGGCCCAGGGGUGGUCAGCUCAUUGCCCGCCUUCUGCUGGUGUUCGUUAGUCAGUCAGUCUGCUCCUCAGUCGUUCAGGAUUAGCCACUCGAUCGUCCAUCCUGGCUCAGCUGCUGCGCUUUGUUGUGUUCCGUUGCAUGACGUUGCGCCAGGGUUCCCAGCAGUGUCAACGAGCUGGAUAUGGUCGUACUAACUUGAUUUUUUGUUUUGUUGUUGCCUGUUUCUUCACGGCUUUGUCCGUGGCCCCCAGUGUGCAGCAGCCGCAGCGGGUUGCAUCAGGAGGAGGCAGUAGCGCCACAAGAUCCAUUCUCAUUGGUCCACAAGGAGGACAUCCCUACGAACCAGGGAGGAAGUCCCUCUGAAUAGGACCUCACCUGUGCUGCUCUAAGAGGAUGUCUGUUACUCCCCGUUAGAUUGCAUCCCACCCUGUUCCCCCGUUUGCCUGUCUUGCCUCCCCUGUUUACAAGGCUGCAGAGAACUGGCCGAUGUCUCCCUGUCUUGAAUCCAGUGUAUUAUGUUUGCUCUCCUUCGUAUGAAGCUCUUUGUAAUCAGUGUUAGUCUCCAGAGGGUGAUGGUAUAACUAAAGGCUCCUCUGUAUAGCCCCUCCUUCUUGCCAUACGUACGCAAGGGGAAAAUACACACUUUAUAUAUGCAUGAGUAUAUGCAUAUUCAAAGCUGAAGACUGUGUUGUGGGUUUGGUUAGAUGUGUGGUUUUAAGAGUACCAGUAAUUAGUACUGAGUUAUGUCUAAAGGUGUUUCUAUUUAGCUAAAGUCAUAUUAUUUUUGGUGUUUGCUCAGUAAAAAAAAUAUUUCUGCUGAAAUUGCACCCAAGCCUAUGUCCUUCUCUACUCAGGGUCCUGAUUCAUUGAAACACUUCUAGCAUCAAAAAGGUCACAGAAUGUUUUUUUUUGUCAACCCUUUUUACAUUGGAGCCAUCUGACAAUUUGGUGUGUGUUCAUUAAGGGACUUGUAGUUGAUGUCUGGUAACACAACAGCUAGGACUUUUAUAGCAGAAUAGACCUGUGGAUAAGUUCACUUCGGCCCAACAUACCUUUCCUGCUUUAGGUAUGAAAUGAAUGUUUAAAUUACACCAUUGUAGAGAGUGGUUUGUGUGCCGCUUUAAAGAAAGGAAAGACUUUGUCAGACGACGCAGUGCAAGUCAUUUUCCUUAUACCAUCACCCAGAUACCCAUCGGCUUUGUUCUUUUUAGAUAUGUAUCAAAAUCAUGAUCGAAGCCUGUGUCUGUUGUUCAUCGGAACCUGAGCGUCUGUCCUACUCCUCUGUGUGUAGGGUUGUACUACACAGCGAUAACGUUAGCCGCACGCAGACCCGCUUGCAAGCAUCAUCACACAGCCUCAGACAGGGCUCAGCCCAUUGGGUGGUGCAGAUAGGUUUGUCAUUGAGUUUAGGUCAACUUUGGACUCUUGCAGACAGAAUUACUUUUGACUUCUGGAGGCCUUGGUGUCCUCUAGUUAGAGGAAGACCACUGAUACUGUACACUAUGAUGAAUCAAUCCUCCAAUACAGAACAGGAAGGAUUAAUGAUCAAGCGAGGUGUGUGAACUUCCACCAAAGCUGAGCCUGAAAAAUAAUGAGCAUGUAUUUGCUUUUUCUUUCUUAUUUUGUCACAAUGUGGAAUUUUGGCAGCCUUUGGACUCUGUUUUCUUGUCAUGUAUCUUUUUUUUCUCAAACAGAUGUAUUGUAAACAUUGAUUUAGAAAGGGCAAAAAUUAUUGUUAAGUGUGCAUCUGUAGUGCACUUGUCUCACAUCAGUCAGCCUACCUAGAAGAAACCCUCCCCAGUCGGUUUGGCAAGGCAUUUUGGAUUGUACUUUAUUGAUAAUCAUCCUUUGUAAUGUUUGGUUUGUUUUCCGAAGGGCUUAUGCAUUUUUAAAAAAUUGAUCUAUUUUAAUCUUCUAUUUCAUUUUUCUAUUGUAAACUUCCAGUGACAGGGGUUUUGUAACGUUAGAUCCCAACUUUGGGAGAGCCAAUUAAGAUUUACAUUUGAAUGUCAGAAAAAUAUAACCUGUCUUACUUUGCCUUUUUGGGGGAAGGUUGUACAGAUGCGUGGAAGAGAGGGAAAGUAAGGUUUACUCAAAAGUACUACUAACGUUACACCAGUGCCAAAUCUUCAAUAGGAUGUGCACUACAUAGGGAAUAGGGUGUAAUUUGAGACGGUGCCCAGUCCCUCUUUCCAGCUUCUGAUUAACAACUGAUAUUAAAGAAUUCUGUUCCAAAGUAUAAUCAAUAAAACAAAAAAUUGGAGCCAAAAAGCAUUUUUCUUUUAUAAUUUGAGGCAUAAUGAAUAUAGAGCAUUUCUGAUUGAAUCAAUUAGAUCAUCAAAGAUUGUCGUCUGGGGUCAUGUGAGUAGUCUGUGCACAGGUAAAGGCAAUAAUAGUUUAGAAGAGCCAGGAGGUUUGGAAAUAUACCACUAGAGGUUUGCUAUGAGAAGUACAUAACAUUUAAGCAACAAAUGUUACUGUUGGGGUGUGUACAGUACAGCACUUGGAGUUCUGAUGUUGGCCUUACUGCCCAUUCCUCUUAUGUUCAUGUUUUUUUCAGUUGUAUUCUGUACAAAAAUAUUUUGCAAUAAAUAUGGAACUGUUUUAUAAGGA